GCUCCGUUGAAUACGAGUCUGUGCACGGUUUGACGUUUUACUCUCGAUAGUGAGAGAGUUAGCGUUACGACACCAUAGAUUCUGAACAUUGAUCCGGUCUCUCUCUCUCUCUCGGUUCACAUUAUAUGUAUAGAGAUUUAAUUGCGCUGCGGAUUCUCGCGUCUCUCGUUAUAUCAUUAUCACUCUUCUUGUUCGUAGAUUCCUCGAUUAAUACAAGAUGACCGAUUCCAAGUAUUUCACUACUACAAAGAAGGGAGAAAUAUUUGAGCUCAAAUCAGAAUUGAAUAAUGAGAAAAAAGAAAAGAAGAAAGAAGCUGUAAAGAAGGUGAUUGCAUCUAUGACAGUAGGCAAAGAUGUAUCUGCGCUGUUCCCCGAUGUAGUAAACUGUAUGCAAACUGACAAUCUAGAGUUGAAGAAGCUGGUGUAUCUGUACCUGAUGAACUAUGCCAAGAGUCAACCAGACAUGGCCAUUAUGGCGGUCAACACAUUCGUCAAGGAGCUAGCGACAUCUCCGAUGAUAAAGGAUUGCGAGGAUCCAAAUCCGUUGAUACGCGCGCUAGCAGUUCGCACGAUGGGUUGCAUACGCGUCGACAAGAUAACCGAGUACCUGUGCGAGCCGUUGCGCAAAUGCCUGAAGGACGAAGACCCGUACGUACGAAAAACCGCAGCCGUAUGCGUCGCCAAACUUUAUGACAUUAACGCAGCUUUAGUCGAGGACCAGGGAUUUCUGGAUCAGUUGAAAGACCUUUUGUCCGACAGUAAUCCAAUGGUUGUUGCAAAUGCGGUAGCUGCACUAUCUGAGAUCAACGAGGCUAGUCCGAGCGGUCAGCCAUUAGUGGAAAUGAAUGCACAGACUAUAAACAAACUAUUGACAGCACUCAACGAAUGUACGGAAUGGGGCCAAGUUUUUAUUCUAGAUUCGUUGGCGAAUUAUUCGCCUAAAGACGAUCGUGAGGCGCAAAGCAUUUGCGAAAGAAUCACUCCACGUCUAGCACAUGCUAAUGCUGCUGUUGUGCUUUCCGCUGUCAAAGUAUUAAUGAAACUGAUGGAAAUGCUACAGUCCGAAUCGGAUUUUGUUGGUACACUCACGAAGAAAUUGGCACCUCCUCUUGUCACGUUAUUGAGUUCCGAGCCGGAGGUUCAAUAUGUCGCACUGAGGAAUAUUAAUCUCAUCGUACAGAAGCGCCCUGAUAUCCUGAAACACGAGAUGAAAGUGUUUUUUGUUAAGUACAAUGACCCGAUAUAUGUAAAAUUGGAGAAACUGGACAUUAUGAUUCGCUUAGCGUCACAAGCCAACAUCGCGCAAGUUCUAUCGGAACUGAAAGAAUACGCCACCGAAGUUGAUGUGGAUUUCGUGAGAAAGGCUGUGAGAGCUAUCGGUCGCUGCGCUAUAAAAGUCGAGCCGUCUGCGGAGCGUUGCGUCGCCACGUUGCUAGAUCUGAUACAAACCAAGGUGAACUAUGUCGUUCAAGAAGCAAUUGUAGUAAUAAAGGACAUAUUCCGCAAGUAUCCUAACAAAUACGAAAGUAUAAUUUCGACUUUGUGUGAGAAUCUCGACACUCUGGACGAGCCAGAGGCACGCGCUUCUAUGAUUUGGAUCAUUGGCGAGUACGCGGAGCGCAUCGACAACGCGGAUGAACUGUUAGAGAGCUUUUUGGAAGGAUUCCAUGACGAGAAUACUCAGGUGCAGCUACAACUGCUCACCGCAAUUGUAAAGCUGUUUCUCAAGAGGCCCACGGAUACACAAGAGCUGGUUCAACAAGUACUCAGCUUGGCCACACAGGAUUCCGAUAAUCCUGAUUUACGCGACCGCGGUUUUAUAUACUGGCGGCUGCUCAGCACCGAUCCAGCGGCGGCGAAAGAAGUAGUGCUCGCAGAAAAACCUCUGAUCUCGGAGGAAACAGAUCUGUUGGAGCCGACAUUGUUGGACGAAUUGAUCUGUCAUAUCUCGAGUUUAGCGUCCGUGUAUCACAAACCUCCUACAGCGUUCGUGGAAGGUAGAGCCGCGGGAGCCAGAAAAUCGUUGCCUGCCAGAAGUAAUUCAAACGAGGAUUCCAGUCGCACAACCGCGCAACCUCACGCGCAAGUCAUACCUUCUCAGGACUCUCUCAUAGGCGAUCUUCUCAGCAUGGACAUUGGCGGCCCAGCAAUAGUUCAACCGGCACCUACCUCACAGUCUGCAGGAUUAGGUUUGGAUCUCUUAGGUGGCGGUUUAGACGGAAUUUUGAGCAAUACUGAUAAUACGACCGCUGCACCGGUUGUUUCACAGAGUACAACAGGUCUGCUUGGUGACAUAUUUGGUUUCAGCCAAGGACCCGCAUCUUAUAUUACGCCUAAAGUUAAUUGGCUACCAGCCGAAAAGGGAAAAGGUUUCGAUAUCUGGGGAACAUUUUCGAGAAAGAACGGACAAAUUAGUAUGGACAUGGUUUUCACAAACAAGACGAUGCAACCCAUGGGAGGAUUCGCGAUACAGUUAAACAAGAACAGCUUCGGUCUGACACCGGCGGCUCCGUUGCACGUACCGGCUCCAUUGGCUCCCGGAGCGAUGGUCGAAACAAGCGUUACAUUGUCCACUGUAGGUGCGGUGCAACGCAUGGAACCCUUGAAUAAUCUUCAAGUCGCUAUUAAAAACAACAUCGACGUUUUCUAUUUUGCGUGUAUCGUACCGAUGAACGUCUACUUCACGGAAGAUGGUCAGCUAGAUAAGAGAGUGUUUCUUUCAACGUGGAAAGACAUCCCUGCACAAAAUGAGGUGCAAUAUACGUUGAAUGGAAUAAUGUUGACGGCGGAUCAAGUUGUGCAAAAGAUGCAACAGAACAAUGUUUUCACAAUUGCCAAAAGAAAUGUGGAAGGACAAGAUAUGCUUUAUCAAUCCCUUAAAUUGACGAAUAACGUCUGGGUAUUGAACGAAUUGAAAAUUCAGCCAGGCAAUCCUGAUGUUACGUUGUCCUUGAAAUCUCGAUCUGUGGAAGUCGCACCUGGCGUAUUCCAAGCAUACAAUGCCAUCUUACAUUCUUAAGUUUUUCUCUGUUUCAUCAGUUAGGACAUUGACAGAUUAUAAAAGACAUAAAUGCAAGUAUGCGCAACAGCCUAUUUGUGGAAGCUAUCUAUGUUAUACGUCUGCGUAUCGUGCAUGAAAUUUAAGUAACUUGGAACAUUCUAUAGAAAAAUUAUGUUACAGAUUAUGAAAUGUAUAUUAAAAUGUAUUAUU
Messenger RNA from Pseudomyrmex gracilis, 3211 nucleotides. RefSeq names its product AP-1 complex subunit beta-1 (gene AP-1-2beta). Gene Ontology annotation, cellular component: clathrin adaptor complex; membrane coat. The record is from RefSeq and is a predicted model, not a curated record. NCBI's taxonomy places the organism in Eukaryota, Metazoa, Arthropoda, Insecta, Hymenoptera, Formicidae. Gene Ontology annotation, molecular function: clathrin binding. Gene Ontology annotation, biological process: intracellular protein transport; vesicle-mediated transport. The transcript has 12 exons. Bases 218 to 3019 code for a protein of 933 amino acids.